Molecule: messenger RNA, 273 nt
Organism: Heterostelium album PN500
Lineage: Eukaryota; Evosea; Eumycetozoa; Acytosteliales; Acytosteliaceae
Exons: 3
Coding region: 1-273 (90 amino acids)
Source: RefSeq, a predicted model, not a curated record
AUGUUAACAAUUCACUUUCAAUUCAUACAAUUGGUGGUAGAUCUAAUACGAUUAUCGACAUCAACAUCUAAUAUACAACCAGUUACAUCGUCAUCAACAAUUGUUGAUGCACAAUCAAGUAACAAUAAUGUAGACGAAGCAACACUACAACAAGAAAAACAAAAGAAAGAAAAGGAAAAAGAGAUACAAUUGAAACUACAACAACAAUUACAAUCGGAACAACAAAUAAAGUGUGAUGUAGGAUGGAGAUGGGGUCAGAGAUUUUUACAAUAA